GGAGCCUAGCCCAGCUGACUUUGGGCAAGAAGCAGGGUAAACCCCGGACUGGUUGCCAGCCAAUUGCAGGGCGGGUUCAAAACAUUGUUAAAGGCCUGACAACACUUUGCCAAAUCAGACCCUAACACCUUACCUGCCCCUGUCUGGUAAGAUUGACACAAACACUCAAAAGCAACAGGUCAAUAGUUUCGGACAGAGGCUCAAACAGACAUAAGUAUUUUAUACCGCUCCACACAGGUCUAGCCACCCCGAGGAAACAAAAAGAAAUGUUUCCCACUGUUAAUAUUCCUCUGCUGGAUUUUCACCCAGAAUUCAAUAGAACAACCAUCACAAACAUUGCAGUUAAAACAGAUUCAAGUAUUUCUGUGGGAGGCUGUGAGGCCUCUGCUGGCAGCCGCUUAAUGCGAUAUGUGCCCGUAAGAUGAAGUCACAAACAUCGUAACUGUAGUUGACUCCCACUCACCAGGCAGCACAGACAGGGCAUUAUGUGGAAGUACCAGCUGGUACCACAGGCUCCUCAUCCUCCCUGUGUCUUCAUCUGUUGGUGCCGCACAAAUCAGGACAUGGAUCAAAAAUGGAAAAGCAAACCUGUGAUUGUCAUCUUCAGAUGCAUCAUCACCAUUUGCUUUUUAAUGUUUGCUUCUGCUCAAAGACUUUGCACAGUGCCUGCUGGGCCUGUGCCUGUCCCUGAGAACAGCACUGCUGACCUCCAGGUGGUUAAAAUAAGCUCUGGCAGUGAUGUAACACUGACUGUUGUGGUGAACCCUGAAGAAAUGUUUUACCUGAAAGGCAAAACCCUGAUGGUGAAGAAAGAACUGGACUAUGAGGCUUUACCCAAGAGAGCAGCUCUGGUGGUUUGGGUACAAUGCAGCAGAGCAGGCUCCAAAUCUGUCAAUGAGUCCGUCGAAGUAUUGGUGGAAAAUGUAAACGACAACCCCCCAAACUUUGCUCAGAAUAACUACAUUCUGGAAGUAAAUGAGCUGACUCCAGUGAAUUCCAGUGUGGGACUAAUAGAAGCUACUGAUGCUGAUUCUGAACCACUAUUUUAUCGCUUGGAGUCUGCCAUGGAUAAAUACUUCCGGCUCGAGAACAUCAACACUCCAAAAUUACUCGUUAAAAGUGUCAUAGACUACGAUGUUGUGCAGAAAAUCUCAUUGGUUUUACACGUACAGGACACAUUUAAUGGUUCAGCCUCCAAUGAGCCCUUCUUCACAUCCGUGGCCACCAUCACAGUGCAUGUGAAGGAUGUGGAUAACCGGCCACCCUGGUUUCAGCCUUGUGUAAGGACUAAUUUAGGACUUGCCAAGCUGUGUGUGAGCACUGGCUAUCGAGGAAAAGUCAAUCUGACGGAGAAGGAGGAAGGCCCACUGAUACUGGAACCUGGCCCAGUUUUUGCAAAAGAUGGAGACAAGAACAGGAGUGAACAGAUCAGCUACCGGAUUUUAAGAGGGAAUGAAGGAAAUAUAUUCCAGAUAGAUGAAGAAACAGGGAAUAUAAGCAUGACCAAAGCUGUAGAUAUUGUGGGCCCAAUAACUCUCACUGUUCUGGCAUCACAAGUGACCAACAGGGAUCAGUUUGCUGUGACGCAAGUGACCUUUGAUGUGACGAAGAAGAGCAGGAACCCUCCUCAAUUUGAGAAGGAGCGUUACGAGGGCUUUAUCUACAGCAACUCUAUACCUGAGAGCAUGAUCCUCAGGGACCGCAGUAGCAACAGACCCUUCAGGGUCCGAGCGCGAGAUGAGGAUUUUGCCGGUGGUGUGAAUCCAGAUGUAAAAUAUGAGGUGCAGUACAGCAGUUACGUCAAUGUGACCUCAGAUGGUUUUGUGAUACUGAAGAGAGUUGUAAAGACGGAGUCAUUUGCACUACAGCUUAGAGCAGUGGACCCAACAACAGGAGAGUUUGGUACAGCUGCCCUCUCUGUUCAGGUUAUACCUGCCGAUGCCAUGCCGUCCCCGUCAAACGUUGGCUACCGUGCCGGUGACAUGGCACUCCUUGGGCUGGUUAUGGCAGCUUUGCUGGUCCUCUGCUUCACUGUGAUUGGCUUCUUGAUUUCCCGCUUGUGGAAGGGCAACUCCAGCGCGGACAAAAUAUGUGAGUGCUUGGACUCUCUGAAAUCUAAGCAGCCAAAUACUGGCCACAGAGACUCCCUGCAGUACACCAAUGAUGGCUUCCAGAAUGAGGCCGACGUAAGCCGUGGCCGCUGGAAGAACACCCUUCCCAGACGGAGCACCUUCCCCGGGGGCCGAAUCAUGCCCCUGGGGAGACGCAACCGUCACUGCGCCUCCUGUGGUGUCUUCACUAACCACGUCCCCAAAGGGAGUCCCUCGGUAAGACCCUCCAGGAGAGGUCGAGGAGAUGGAGACGAUUACAGCUCAAGGUCCAUCCUGGCCAAGCAGAGGAGGAAGGAGGGGCAGAAGAGUGUGUGGUUCAAGGAACUCGAGGACUCUUCGGACAUUGAGGUGGAGAUUAUCCCGGACACAGUGGGUCAGGUGGAGGAGGAGACACAGGAGGAGCUGGAAGGAGAGCUGGUGAUGGAGGAAGUAGUCAAAGACCCAUGCACAGAGUCUGAAGAUGGACAGGACAGCCACAACACGGAACGCAAAGCUGAGCAGGACCACGGUAGUACCAUCUCAGAAAAGGAGAAGGAAGGAAACGAGCAGGACGGUUGAAAAGAGGUCUGAUUCAAGUCAGUGUCACUUUUGGAUACUUCCUACAGUCAAAGUCUGAACAGUCUAUGAAGUCUAUGAAGACUCAACAUUUGGAUAUCUACAAACCUUAAACUUAAGAUUCAAAGUUUCAAUAGUAUGUACAGUAUUUGCUACUGUGACUCUCUUAGAAUUUAAUGUUCAUGAUGAUUUUAUAGUUAACACAUUGAUUUUAUUAGCAUGAGCUGAAAAAACACCAUUGUUUAUUUCUUAUGCUGACUGCUCAAGACGACAUUUUAAAGCAAUAAUAGCUUAAAGGUCAGUAUUAAUUUGAUUUGUUGAAGUUUUAACAUUUUCAAGUGAACUAAACUGAACUGCAACAUCAGUCACAUAUGGAGAAAACAGACAAUCAGAAUGGUUUUAAGAAAAUAAUGCAUGAUGCAGUUUUAUAGUAGUUAUUGUUGCUGUUAUAUUUGAGGGAAAUGUACACAUGAUUAGUGUUGUUUGAUGUUAAAAAAAAUUUCAAGAUUUUAUUAUUCAAAUCAUGAUAGUUUUGGAUUAAGUUUACAAACAUACAGUAAAUACAUCUGAACAGGGAGCAACUGAGUUUGAGAAAGAAGGAACAUGCAUUUUAUUCAAAGUGAGAAAUAUUCUGGAUUUAAAUUAUUAUAUUUUUGCUUCCAAUGUGCCUUAGAAUUGGGAUGUCUAAUAUAAUUUUAAGAUACUAUAGUACAAAGACACUGGUAAUACAGUGGAUAUGGAAAGUAUUCAGACCCCCUUAAGUUUUUCAUGCUUUGUUAUAUUGCAGCCAUUUUCUAAAAUCAUUUAAGUUCAUUUUCCCCCCCUCAUUGAUGUAGACACAGCACCCCAUAUUGACAGAAAAAAGACAAAAUUGUUGAAAUUUUUGCAGCUUUAUUAAAUAAGAAAAACUGAAAUAUCACACAGCCAUAAGUAUUCAGACCCUUUGCUCAGUAUUUAGUAGAAGCACCCUUUUGAGCUAAUACAGCCAUGAGUCUUUUUGGGAAUAAUGCAACAGGUUUUUCACAUCUGGCUUUGGGGAUCUUUCCUUCGAUUGCAACCAGUCGUCCUGUCCCUGCAGCUGAAAAACACACCCACAGCAUGAUGCUGACACCACCAUGCUUCACUGUUGGGAGAGUAAUAGACAGGUGAUGAGCAGUGCUUGGUUUUCUCCACACAUCCCAAUUAGAAUUAAGGCCAAAAAGUUCUAUCUUGGUCUCAUCAGACCAGAG
Messenger RNA from Phyllopteryx taeniolatus (common seadragon), 3895 nucleotides. It is a transcript of the gene cdhr5a, whose product is annotated as cadherin-related family member 5a. The record is from RefSeq and is a predicted model, not a curated record. Gene Ontology annotation, cellular component: adherens junction; membrane; catenin complex. The transcript is spliced from 14 exons. Gene Ontology annotation, molecular function: calcium ion binding; cadherin binding. Gene Ontology annotation, biological process: cell-cell junction assembly; calcium-dependent cell-cell adhesion; homophilic cell-cell adhesion. NCBI's taxonomy places the organism in Eukaryota, Metazoa, Chordata, Actinopteri, Syngnathiformes, Syngnathidae. Bases 486 to 2669 code for a protein of 727 amino acids.